Colius striatus (speckled mousebird) is the source of this 1808-nucleotide messenger RNA. It is a transcript of the gene R3HDML, whose product is annotated as R3H domain containing like. The coding region runs from base 592 to 1353 and encodes 253 amino acids. NCBI's taxonomy places the organism in Eukaryota, Metazoa, Chordata, Aves, Coliiformes, Coliidae. The record is from RefSeq and is a predicted model, not a curated record. The transcript has 5 exons.
GCUGCUCAGGAGAUGAGGGACAUAUUCCAGCAUUUUUUCCCCCUCUCUUUUCUUUCCCCAGUUAUUCUCCCUUUGCCGUGGUUUUUCUUUCCCCGAGAGACUCGUUAAGAUUUCUCGAGGAUGCUUUUGAACCGUGCCGUGCCCUUUAUCUGCAGGAGAGUCCCGUUUGUGCUGGGCAUCUCUCAGCACACCCACUGCCUGGGCAGUCCUGCAGCGAGCCUCUCGGCGUGCUCCCCAGUUAGCUCCUGCGUGCCAGGAGUGAGACAACGGGGGAGAUUUUGUACUGAUUUUGAUUUUUCUUUUAAAGAAACAUGAGGAAAACCAAUUCCCCAGGCGCGUCCCGGGCGGUCCCGGGCAACCGGCUGUGCUGCAGGAGCUGAGCCGAGACAGUCAUUGACAAAACUUCCGAAAACGAAAAAAAAAGAAGGGAAAACUCUUUGCAUCUUGUUUCGGGAGGUGCUGUUUGCACGUGAGCUGCAAACCUGAGCCGUGCCCGUGCUGCUUCUCUCCCCAGACCCGGGCGCCGGCAGCAGCGGGGACCAGCGACCCCGCGUCCCCGUUUACCUCGGCGCGGGAGCGGAUCCCGCCGGCAUGCCUCUGCUCCACUUGCACCUGUACCUCACUGCCUUGGGCUGCUGGCUGACACAGCAGUGCGGCUCCUUGCUGCUGCCCAACGGCACCGAGCUCUCGGCCCCCCCCGGGCAGCGCUCCGCGGGGCUGCUGUGGGGCGGGGGGCUCCCCCGCAGCCGGCGCAAGCGAUACCUCUCCCCCCAGGACGCGAGCGUCAUUUUGGACUACCACAACGAAGCAAGGGCACAGGUGUCCCCCCCCGCUGCCAACAUGGAGUAUAUGGUGUGGGACGAGCGGCUGGCCAGGGCGGCAGAGGCGUGGGCUGCACGCUGCCUCUGGGACCAUGGGCCCCCCCAGCUGAUGAAAUAUGUGGGGCAGAACCUCUCCAUCCACUCAGGCAGGUACCGCUCCGUCACGGACAUGGUGAAGUCGUGGCACCAGGAGAAGCAGCACUACUCCUUCCCCCACCCCCAUGAGUGCAACCCCCGCUGCCCCUCCAAAUGCAGCGGCUCUGUCUGCAGCCACUACACACAGAUGGUGUGGGCAACCUCCAGCCGCCUGGGCUGUGCCCUGAGCUCCUGUGCCAACGUGCGGGUGUGGGGCAGCACCUGGCGACACGCCGUCCUCCUUGUCUGUAACUACGCCAUCAAGGGCAACUGGCUGGGAGAAGCACCGUACAAAGUGGGGCGGCCGUGCUCAGCCUGUCCCCCCACCUACGGCGGGGGCUGCUCCAACAACAUGUGCUUCAGCGGCCUCAAAUCCAACCAAGUCAGCUGGUUCUAGGGCUGCAGCCCCACCAGGAGCCCCUGGAAUGAGCAAUUAUUUAUGGCACUGACUCCCCCCAAGCAACCAACCAACUUCCAACCUGCUUCAUCCCCAGUGCCUUGUAGGAAACUGCGUUUUUAACACACCUCUGCAUCGGCGCUUGUGUUGUCCAGCUGCUUUCUGCUUUGGGGGAAAGAGGAACAGUUCAGGCUUCCAUUUCCUGAAAUACAGAUUGUUUUGGGGUGUGUGGGGGGAGCAGGGCAUGGCUCCUGCACUGCAGGCUUGGGGGGCUUUCCCCACUCCCCCUGCCUGUGCAAAGAUAGAGGCUGGUGUAAGUGAACACCAAGAUGUUCCCCUUGUGCUGAGCAGCUGGAGGAGUGGGAAGCUCUGAGUGUGCCCUGCUCCAUGGCAGCCCCUCCAGCCAUGGGGCUUCUGCCUCCAAGCCCCCCAAUAAAGCAGCCUGGAGACCCCCA